Molecule: messenger RNA, 1605 nt
Organism: Coprinopsis cinerea okayama7#130
Lineage: Eukaryota; Fungi; Basidiomycota; Agaricomycetes; Agaricales; Psathyrellaceae
Product: other/FunK1 protein kinase
Exons: 6
Coding region: 1-1605 (534 amino acids)
Source: RefSeq, a predicted model, not a curated record
AUGACAAGGACCAACACGCGCGGCCAGAAGCGAAGGCAACGCGUCAUCUCAGGACAGCAGGGGAGGGACGAAGAAACCGUUCCUGAGGGUAGAGCGGCUACAUCAGGAAACAGCGAUGACACUACCGCUAAGUCGUCGACUAAACACCUCGAAGAUGCCCACGAGAUUGAUACCGCGGAGUUGGGUGCAGAGUAUGAUGUGGGUAGCAGUCCAUUGAAGCGGGCUAUAGGGUUCGCAUCUGAGGAUCUGGAUGAUGAUGGCCCAGACGUCGACACCGCGGAGUUGGGGGCAGAGUACGACACAGGGAGCAGCCCAUUGAAGGAGGCUGGAGGGUUGGCCUUGGAGGAUGUGGGAUAUGAUGGUGUGGGAUACGAUACUGCAGAGGCAGCAGCUGACUACGCUGUGGGCAGCUCCCAAGGUGUGGGUGGGGGAGCUCCCGCCGAGCACGGCUCCCCCACGCAGGACACAGCACAUCUGGCUAUGGACUACUUUGUUGAUGAAGACUCCAUGCAGGGGGUUCAUUCAGUCAACAUUGCUACCCAGGCUGAGGAUGUGCCACAUGGUACUGUGGGCCGCUGGGGAUUGAAAGGCCGACGCUCAGUUAAGGGAGAACUGGUCCCUCAUGCGAAACACACCAACACAUCACCGAAAUCUGCUAGUUCUCGAACGACUCACCACGAUGUACCUCCGACUGCCAAACCAAUCUUUGGCAAAUUUCUGUGGCGUGAAGUGGUCAGGCAGAGCGAGGGAGAGAUCAUCGAUACGGCAAUGAAGAGGGCGCAACACCUCGGCGAACACAAGAAAGACGUCGACCACCUUCCUCGCGUCAAAUGCUGGGCCCAAUUCGACGACUUUUCUACUGGCCAUAUCCGAAACUUCCUGAACAUCCCUUCUGAAGGUGCUCGGGUCCCAACAGUACUUGCUGCCGAGUGGCUGGUUACCGUUAAUAUCGAUGGCCUCGCGCCAGACGAUUACUGUCGCGCCAUAUGGCAGCUCAUCCGUCAUUUCUUGCUAUGGCAACUCGGAAUCGCGCAUGGCGAUAUCAGCAUGUCGAACCUCAUGCGGCGUCCGGAAACGGGCAACCAGGCAGUCCUAAACGGUUUUGAUUUGGCGACAACCAUGGACCCCGGAGAUCUCUCCCCCAAGAAGGCGGGCUUCGAGCGCAUGGGAACCAAACCUUUCAUGGCACUCGAGCUAUUGAGGAGUACAGAGGGACAAGUCAAGCGUCUCUGGUGCCUGGUGACCUACUGUUGCUGGCAACCGGAUUGGCUCAAAGGCUCUCAUUUUGACGUGUACCUUUCGAAGUGGGGCUGGGUGGGGCUCGCGCCCCACAUCCUAGUGGACGUGGUCGACGACCAUCCCACUCUACUCAACGACGUUCCUCCAGGAAAAGCGGCGGUAUGGAAGUCGUUGCUGUCAACCUUUGAUCAACUUCGAAGGGAGUAUACGUUCAACUACGGCCGGACGAAGGCUCCUUUGGAGAAGCAACUGGAACUCUUGCGCAUAUUUGAGAAGUACUUUAUUGACUAUGAAGCUGAAGGGUCGACGCGCGAUUGGCAGUGGUCUGAGUUUCGGGGUUCACCGUACAUGGCCAAUGUUGAUUAG